This is a messenger RNA of Juglans microcarpa x Juglans regia, 2007 nucleotides long. Its product is annotated as ABC transporter G family member 10. Lineage: Eukaryota; Viridiplantae; Streptophyta; Magnoliopsida; Fagales; Juglandaceae. The transcript has a single exon. The coding region runs from base 66 to 1898 and encodes 610 amino acids. The record is from RefSeq and is a predicted model, not a curated record. Gene Ontology annotation, cellular component: membrane. Gene Ontology annotation, molecular function: ATP hydrolysis activity; ATP binding; ABC-type transporter activity.
UCUUCUUCUUCUUCACAUUCCAAUCUAACAUUUUAUAUUUCCUUUCUUUCACUGUGUUUCUCUCGAUGGAAUUGCCAGUGAAGGGGCCGGUUUCCGGGAGCCGGAGAGUUCCUUAUGGAAUAGAAACCAAAAAUCUGUCCUACAAAAUAUGCGGUCGCCUUGAUGAAUUGAGUGGAGUGUGUUGUUGUGGAACUCCAAAGAGACCUCCUACAUUCAUUUUGAAGGAAGUAAAUUGUGAAGCAAGGCCCGGGGAAAUCACCGCGAUAGCUGGUCCUAGCGGAGCUGGAAAAACCACUCUGCUAGAGACCCUUGCUGGAAAGAUACCACCGAGGAAAGUGUCAGGUCAGGUAUUGGUGAAUGGUUGGGCUAUGGACGCUAAACGUUUUAUGAGAAUAUCAGGAUAUGUCACUCAAGAUGAUGCUUUGUUUCCCCUACUAACAGUAGAAGAAACACUCAUGUACAGUGCUUUGCUGAGGCUAAAGGAUGGGAAAAAGGAGGCUGCCAUUAGAGUAAAAGAGCUAAUGAAGGAGCUGGGGUUGGAUCAUGUUGCAGGUUCAAGGAUCGGUGGUGGAUCAAAUCGAGGCAUUUCGGGUGGGGAAAGGCGGAGAGUUUCUAUUGGAGUCGAUUUAGUUCAUGACCCGGCUGUUAUUUUGAUUGACGAACCAACAUCUGGAUUGGAUUCAGCCUCAGCCCUUCAUGUGGUCUCAUUGCUUAGAACAAUGGUAAUAAGUCACGGUAAGACAAUUGUUUUAACCAUCCACCAACCUGGUUUUCGAAUCCUUGAGCUGUUUGAUCGCAUUGUUUUGCUUGCAAAUGGAUUUGUCAUGCAUAAUGGAUCACUGAAUCUUCUUGAAGAAAGGCUUAGGUUUUCUGGCCAUUUCCUUCCCCCGCAUGUUAAUGUGCUUGAAUUCGCAAUUGAUGUCAUAGAAAGCUUAGCAAUUCAAACUUCAGACACUCCCAGCAACAGAAAUAUAUUCGAAGAUCAGAAAGAUUUUGAAGAAAACAAGGAUGAAGAUCAUCAAAUGCGUAAGAGUGAAUACUCUAGAAAUGCUAGAUUUGAGGAGGUUCUAAUACUAGGACAGAGAUUUUGCAAUAACAUAUUCAGAACCAAGCAACUCUUUGCCACGAGAGUCAUACAAGCUUUAGUAGCUGGAUUUGUACUCGGGACAAUAUUCCUGAAGGUUGGUAAUGAGCAAGGGCGAGUAGCAUUGCAAGCCAGAAUUGGGUUUUUCGCCUUCAGCCUCACCUUCUUGCUAUCUUCCACAACUGAAGGACUGCCAAUUUUCUUGCAAGAGAAAAGAAUUUUGAUGAAUGAGACUUCAAGAGGAGCAUAUAGAGUAUCUUCUUAUGUGAUCGCAAACACCCUCGUCUUUCUUCCUUUCCUUUUAAUGGUUGGUCUUCUCUACACAAUCCCAGUGUAUUGGCUAGUCGGUUUAAGGAGGGAAAUCAAUGGAUUCCUUUACUUUUCUCUGGUGGUUUGGAUGGUUCUCUUGAUGUCCAAUUCUUUUGUAGCAUGUUUCAGUGCCUUAGUUCCAAACUUCAUCAUGGGCAACUCUGUGAUUUCAGGGUUAAUGGGUUCUUUCUUUCUCUUUUCUGGGUAUUUCAUAUCAAAGGAAAACAUACCUAGUUACUGGAUUUUCAUGCAUUAUUUGAGUUUGUUCAAGUACCCGUUUGAGUGUUUCAUGGUAAAUGAGUAUGGAGGAGAGCAAGGGAGGAGCAGGUGCGUGACAUUUGAGGAAGGACAAUGCAAUUUGAACGCAAACGGGUUUCUAGAACAGCAAGGUCUUAAGGAGUCACAGAAAUGGAGCAAUUUAAUCGUGAUGUUGGGAUUCAUCAUUGGGUAUAGAGUGCUAUCUUUUAUCAUUUUGUGGUGCAGAUGUUACAAAACCAGAAACUAACGAGAUGAACUUUACAAAUCGUUUCAGUAUUUUUUAUUAUUAUUUAUAUUAUCCAAAUAAUGUAUUAUCUUUACAUGUAUUGUACGUUUAUUUUCUUAUAAGCUACUAA